Messenger RNA from Chrysemys picta bellii (western painted turtle), 12328 nucleotides. RefSeq names its product regulator of calcineurin 1 (gene RCAN1). Gene Ontology annotation, cellular component: cytoplasm; nucleus. The record is from RefSeq and is a predicted model, not a curated record. Gene Ontology annotation, molecular function: calcium-dependent protein serine/threonine phosphatase regulator activity; nucleic acid binding. Lineage: Eukaryota; Metazoa; Chordata; Testudines; Emydidae. Gene Ontology annotation, biological process: calcium-mediated signaling.
GGGCUGACGCGGGCGGGUCGGUCACCUGUUGAGGUGGAGGCAGCGCGGCACCUCAUUGGCUCCGGCUGCCCCGGGCCGCGGUGCCUGCGCGGCGGGGAAGGGGUUAACGCCGGGGCCGCGGGCGGCGCCACCUGAGGAGGAGCCAGCAGCGCCGCCCGGCUGGGCCGGGACAGGGGCUCCGCGACCGCCCCAUGGAGAGCGGGGGCGCUGGCUGCAGCCGCUUGCCCGGCCCGGCAGGCAGCGAGCGGGAGCCGCAGCCCGGGGAGGAGGCGCCGCCGCCGGAGGCCGAGUCCGACUGGAGCUUUAUCGACUGCGAGAUGGAGGCGGUGGCGCUGCAGGACCUGCCCACCGCCACCAUCGCCUGCAACCUGGACCCGCGCCUCUUCCAGGACAGCCUGUGCCGGGCCAAAUUUGAAUCUCUCUUUAGAACAUAUGACAAAGAUAUCACCUUUCAGUAUUUUAAGAGCUUCAAAAGAGUACGAAUAAACUUCAGCAACCCUUUAUCAGCAGCAGAUGCUAGAAUCCAGCUACAUAAGACAGAAUUUCUUGGAAAGGAAAUAAAACUGUAUUUUGCUCAGACUUUGCACAUUGGAAGCUCGCGUUUGGCUCCACCAAAACCAGACAAACAGUUUUUGAUUUCACCUCCAGCCUCUCCUCCUGUUGGUUGGAAACAAGUAGAAGAUGCUACGCCAGUCAUUAACUAUGACCUUCUCUAUGCUAUCUCCAAGCUAGGGCCAGGAGAAAAAUAUGAACUCCAUGCUGCAACUGACACUACUCCCAGUGUUGUUGUCCACGUAUGUGAGAGUGACCAGGAAAAUGAAGUGGAGGAGGAAGAGGAAGGCACGAAGAAACCCAAACCAAAAAUUAUUCAGACAAGAAGGCCGGAGUAUACUCCUACUCAUUUAAGUUGAAGUAAUUCUAACUUUCAAGGGUUUCAAGUAGACAUAUACAAGAAAAAUGCUUACUAUGGAAGUGUCAGGUCACAAUUUUGGUGGCAGUGGCUGCAGCAGUAGUAGGAGAAAUUCCAAUGUAAUGUUACUCAGAAAAACACUGGAAGUUUCCUCAUUGUUUUUAAUGCUGCACAUUGGUUAAUAUGUAUGGAACCUAAAAUCAACUUCCAGAUCAGAGUUAGGGUGAUCAGAAAAAGGCAUUUUGAGAAAGAAUUGAUAUGCUGAAGAUACCUUUUUAAGGAAUCCUAGGCUGUUCCAUUAUAAAACAGAUGGGGAAAGCUUUCUUUGUUCUAUCUCACAUGAUAUGCCUCUAAUUCAUAGGCUAAACAUAUGUGAAGUACAUGUGAUACUGAGAGGGUUUAAAGAUAUGGGAAUUGUAAACAUUUUUCUUAUGUUAGGUUGUUUUGUGCAUGUGUAUUACUGAUGUUCAAAAAUAACUUUGCAUUAUUUUCUAUAUAGUUUCUCACUUCACGCUUUUUGAAAUCUGGGAAGUUGUCUUCAAUGCUUAUCUCUCAGCAUCCUGGGUCUCUUACUGUAUGUAUGUUUUAUUGGUACUCAGUUUCCAGUGGACAUACAAUUUAUGUAGCACCUUAUUUUGGUGCAAUAUAAUUUGUGCUUUUAAAAUUUUAAUCUGUUAUUAAAUGCUUAUGUGGGGUUUUGUCUAGCAAAGUUAUGGAAAACAUUGUGCAAUAGGAAAAUUGUUCAAGUGGAUUUUAAAUUAUUUAAACUUUAAGUUAUAUGUUUUUAAGUAAUACUGGUUCAAUUAUUUUGAUUUUCUCCUUUUGAAAAACAAAAUUCUUAAACUUAAAUAAAGCUAGUACUGUAUCUUCACAGCAAUGUACAGUUUUCAGUGAGAAGUAUGGCAAAGGAAGAUAACCUGAGCUGUAUUACUCUUUACAUUAACUUGUACAUUUUAGCUGGUGCAGUUACACAAUUUAACAGUGAUUCAACACACAUGAUGUGAAAUAGAUGACAGAUGUGUGGUAUAUUUGAGAGGGAUGGAGUGCCUUUUCCCCAUUAAUUUGUGAUGGGAUUGUUAUACUAGCUGAACACUUGUAUUUUUUUCUAAUAGCUGUGUCUGUCCAAUAAGUAUGUAUUCUCUUUUGGCUUUGUUUCCAAAACAAGCUGGCAUUUAAAAAUGCUUAGUACCAAGUAAUAAUGCAUGCUUUGCCAGUUCAGGUGAUGGCUUGCUGUGGGAACAGACAAGCUUUCAUUCUGUUUGGUUUGGGUACUGUUUUAAGGACAGUGGUGAAUGAUGUACAAGCUUUCUGUCAUGUUUACAUAACAAACAAAUACAUGCUAUACCAGUUCAAGUGUUUCCAAGAAUCUGCUUUUAAAAUGGAGAUUCUAACUUUGGAAAAUUUUAAUACUUUUUAAAAAUACACUAAUAUAUUGACAAAAAUAUAUUGUUGGGGGAGGACACACGUUUCUCUUUUAGAAGGAGAGUUAUUUUGGGGGUUCAGUCAUGUCUUUAUUUCUAAAAACCUUGAUCCUCUUUUUGAAGUCAGUGAGAACUUUGCCAUUAGCUUCAUUAGUAGUAGGACUAGGCUCGGGAUGAGCAUUGUAGCUGUUGUUGCAUUAAAAUGAUAUGCAUUAUUAUGUGCCAUUUGUAGUUAAUGUUGGCUUGGAGGCCCAACAUAAUACACUUUGGAGUAGAAAUAGAACAAAUAUUAUAAAGAAUACAAUACUGUAUGUACUGCUGAAUUUGUACAAUCAUUCCAACUGAUGAUACAGUAUAGACUCCACACUACUAAAAGCCUACCAUUGUGCUGACCAAGACACACAAUGUUACUGUGACCAAAGAGAACAGAAACCUGUUAAACCUCAGUAAUAGUCUGAAGUUGUAGGGCCUUAUUCUCAUGGAUUAGACUUACAGUACGUAUGCAUGCACACAGACCGAUGCUGACUUUUGGUUCCUAUCUGUGACAGAGAGAGAGAGAGAGAGAGAGAUACGCUCUCCCCGUGUAUGUUAUGCUAUUUGAUACAAAGUUUGCAGGUGUAGAAUGUCACCCAGCAUAGCUUUAGGUCAGGCUCUGUUUUACUGCUGAUUUCAUAUAGUGUAUAAAUACAGGGGCACACGAGCUACUUUUGUGUUACUGAAGUGUAAACAUCAGACUGCAAUGCAUGACAUUCUUUGUUCUUUUUAUAUUUUAAGUGCAGGAUACAAUGACCAAACUAGAGAAACAUCGAAGUACACAAAUGUCUCUAGUAUAGCUUUCUAAGGCUUCUCAUGUAGCCCAAGACACUGCUGCUAGAUUUGAUGCAGAUGUUUUAUAUUUGCCCUUCAUUCAGCACAAAAUCUUUGGCCUAAUUUCUGUAGCGUUCUCCUCCACCUCCUCUUCUGCUACCAGCAUAGACCCUGGACACUAGGUGCUGUUACUGUUGCCUCUAUGGGACUGCCAAGAUGCAUCACUUAUCUUCAAUAGAAAAGAGAAUGUAAAACAAACAGUGACAUGAUUUUGAAUAUUGGUACACAUUGAUCCAUUCUGCAUGAUGGAAGUUGAAGGUAGUCAUUCAGAAUCAGAACUGUGAAUGAUUUGGGCUGGCUGCAGUGUCUGCUACUCCCAACUGUAUUUGUGAACACAGAUUGCUGGACGGUAACUGCCCAUCUUGCUGUCUGGCCCCAGGUUGUGUAUCCUGGCCAAUGUCUGUUCUCUUAGCACCAGUGUGGUGUAUGGGUCACUCUGUUUCUGUAUGAAAAUAACAGCUGUUAUGUUAAGACAAACUGGUAUUUUAUAAGAUUGUAUAGUAUGGGACAUUUAAAUUUAAAAUAUUUGGAUUGUCUACUUAUAAAUGUCAUGGUGUUGUUUAUGCAUGAAGCAAUAAUUAAAGAUUUUGGUGUAAAAAUGCUUAAACUUCAAGCAUCCAAAAAUAUACUUAUGUCAGGAUAAGGACUUUGUCCCAGCUUACUUGGUAUGCUCACAUCCUUGCCAGCCAAAUUUAAUUUUAUUAAUUACCGGGGAGGGAGGGGGGAGAAUCCAGUUUGAUAGUCUUUUACAACAUUGUUUAAUCUCUUUAAAAACUCUGAUUUUAUUACAUUUUUCAUAGUGUCAACAUUUGAAUAGUUUCAUGUACUUAGCCAGCAAGCCUAGUCGUUACAAAACGUUACGAGGCAUGCAAAAUGCAUUAAAGGGCCACCUCUUAACCCAGGGCAAGAAUUCUUUUAUUGUAAAAUAAAGAUGUGGAGAAAGAAGUUGUUGAUGUCCGUGUUAGUCAGUCUUUUACAUUGCCUUCUGCAUAGAAACUCUGUGAUGUAUCAGUAUCUUACAAUUGGCAUUAUUUAUAUUUAUUGUGUGUAGCAACGUUCUGCCUCUAAUACAGACCAGCAUCUCUAGUUGAAUUCAAUGGAAGCCACUUAUACACAUCUGAGGAAAUAAUUUGGCUCUUGAUCAGAAAGUACAACUCAAACUACAGAAUUAAUUGGACCAGUCUGCUUUAACUCGCAUACCUCCUUAAGCCGGUUCACUUUUUAGAAAAAAAUACAUGGAAGCUGCUGUGUUUGGCUAAUUCCACUCUGUUUUGCUUAUUGUCUGUUUUAUAAGAGUCCUGCCCACUGUUAUGAAACUCCAGAAAAAUGAAAAUGAUACUCUGCCAUUCAAGAAAUCACAUGCAUAUAAGAAUAGUUACCAAUGUGUGUUCAUUCUAGUGACAUUGGUUCAGAUGGGCUGUGUGCGGUGCCUUAAGUGUUAACAGAAUACGGCCCUUACUCAUAGUCAAGACGAGUCCAAAAAUGCAUAGGGGAAAAAUUAUUUUUAAGCCUAACUACCAAUGAAUUUCUCAUGUCCUUUAAAAAUCCCAGCUACAGUACUUGCCUGCAUAGAUAAACUAUAUUCUGCAUUGUGCUAGAAGCAAUGUCUUAGCAAAGCAAGUUCUGUUAAAGUUGAAGCUCUCUAUCUAUAAUUUGUUUGUAUUCCAGUUGCACCUAGGAGUCCCAAAAUAAUCAGAAUAAUAAAGUAAUGGGUAGAAUGCUACUUUAUCCAUGCAGAACUGAAUUUCAAAAUACUAGGUUUUGGGGGCUUAUGUUUCAUCUUCCAUUUUUAUUACAAUCUUGGAUUAGCUCCAGUGCUCCAAAAUUGUUGAUAAUCAUUUUUAAAAAAUCACAUAAACAAAUUAUAUUUAGUAUAAUUCAUGUAUUGUUUGUAAAAAUGCAAGUCACUGACCCAUAUUAACACUGAAAAUAAAUUACAGAAUGUUGUAUAUCAUGCUAGUGGGUAGCGGAGCCAGAAAGAGGUUUCACAUCAUCCAGUCUAAUCCCCUGUAUAUUGCAGGAUGUUUUACUUAAAAAUCGAGUCCUGCAAUCUCUGUACUUACAGAACUCCCAUUGCUUGAACAAUGGCUACAGCAUUGGGGCCUACUUCACUAACUUGUCCCCUCUAAUCGGUAUCUAAGUAUCUAAAAUAAUGGAGCCCUACCACCUCUGUCGGUCUAACUGCCUGGCUGUUACGGUCCCCAGUGCUCAUCUCCACUGGUUGGGAGAGAAGCAAAGCAAUGAAAGGGGCAUCAAGUGCCAUGAAUGGGCAGGAAGGGUGUGGAGCUGAAGCAGCACACCCUCGCUUGUCACAAAGCAGUGGACACUUUGCCCACCUACUCUUUCAGGCUCAGCAGGCUCUUGGAGUUGGGGGGGAUCCAGGAAGCAGCUAUUCUCCAUAGAAUGCUUUCCCUACAGCUCUUUGGACUUCCAGCAGAUUGAGGCUCCAUGAAGCUUAGGGGAGACUCCCCUGGUCACUUUUUUAAGGCCUGAAGCUCCUCUCUUUUCCCACAAAAGACAUGGCUUCGAAACCAUGAUAUUUUGAUGUCCUAGCACUUCCUUUUUGGAGUUUGUAUAUAGGCAGGGUAGCAUGGAGGAGCAGUAGAACAUUUUUAUAUCUAGUCAAAACUCUUCAGUCCUUGUCUUCAUCCCAUUGCUUUUUUGUGCUAGCAAAUUCUGACCCCGUGAAUAAUUAUAUUCUUUAACUUCAAAGUAACAGGAAAAGUUAUUUAUCGCUUGCCCUUCUGUUGACCUUCGGUCUACUUUUGUAACCUAUAAAAAUAUAGCUCCCUAAUUUGUUCCUUAUGUUUUAUCCUUCAGUCUUUCUGCCAUAUAGUUGGCUGUUCCUUGUAUUUUCUUUUUCUCCCAAAAUGGUAGCACCCUCUUCAUGCAGUCUACUAGGUCUGGUUGCAACAGGGCUAUUAUUACUUUUGGUAUUACAUUGAAUUCUCCCUGCAAACACACACAAAUGCCGCCUUCUUUUUUUCAUUUUGCACCAGCAAUGCACCAUCUGUCCAUUUGCAACCUAUCUCCUACCGAUUUCUGUCAAACAGGUGACUUUUCCAGAUGUACAGCCUUUUGAUUCUUUUGAUCAUUUCUUCUCACUAGCUGCAUAACUUUACACUUGUUAGUAAUAAACGUGAUCUUGUUGAAGACAAUCCACACUCUUCUUGUUUACUAUCCCUUGAAUUUUGGACAAUCUACAACUUCGGACCUUGAGAAUCAUACACCUUCCUAUACCAUAUAUUAACAUAUUAAAUGGUAUGGGUCAUACCUGGAGGUUUAACUGUCAAUGAGCACUCUUUAUAACGGCUAAUUUUCGGACAUGUGCUAUAUUUGUAAUCUGAUAUAGUGGUAUCAAACUUAAUCAGUGGUUCUAUACUGGAUGUCUUGUUGAAAAUUUAACAUGAUCCAUCCAGACUUCCCUUUAACUUUAUUUUUUAGAUGGAAGGAUGGUUCAGAGGUUAGGGCACUAGCACUGGACUUCAUAUCUGAGUUCAAUUUCCUACUCUGCCAGACACUUUUGCAUGAUCUUGGUCAAGUCAUAGACUCUUGAUGGUAGUUCCUUGCCUCCAUAUGGGUAUUUUGAGGAUAAAUACAUGAAAGAAUGAGGCACUCAGAUACAAUGGAAAUGGGGAAACAUAUGUACCUUACAAAUUAGCAGUCAGGUUGCAGAAGGCCACUAGAUUUUUCACAUGCUCUUUCUAAUAAUCUCUUUUUUUAUAUAUAUAGUCUUAAACAUCUCUUCCAGUUUCCCCCCCUGUAAUAAUACACAUGAAUAUUCUGCUUGGAACAGAUGUUAUGUUCAUUGGCAGAAUUUCCUGUCAAAGUCUCCCUAAGUCUGAGCUGCUCUAACUUCUCAUGUAACUUGGGUAGAUCAAACAUUUUCAAUCCUGCCCUUCUCAGGAGGAGUCUGUCCUACUCUACCCAAUUGGUUUUCUACCUUUGCCCAUUUUGGACUUACAAAUAGGUCUGCUGCUUUCAAAACUUGGUGGUUGUGAAAUAGAGGCUGUGUUCAACCUGCAUGGCUGGGAUGUUUCCCAUGGUGACAGAGCUCACUUACCCUUUCUGCCACCAAGGCAGUUGCUUUUCACCUCUCUGCAAGCAGGGGCUGGCGACAGCAGGUAUAUUGGUUAAUAUGGGCCACAUAGCUGCAGCAGAAGCUAUCAUUCCAAUUUUAUCCCAGUCCAUGUGCAGUUCCUCAGUUGGGUCUUUAAAGGUCAACUUGGGGAGUAAACCCAUAAUAUCUUACCCAUCCUAGUGCUUCCUCUUGUGUUUGCCUCAUUCACCUGUUCAACAGCAGGUGUCCUAAGUUGUGCAACCUGAGCUCUUCCCUCUUAUUGAAUCCCUGCUACUAGGAAGAAGAGAGAAGCUGCUGCAGCACAUGAGGGAGGGCUGUGAGUUACCAUAGCACUUGGUCUACAGUUACUGGGUGAUGUACCAUGGGCUUUCUUCCUGAGACAGGGCUCUCCCUUUCCCUGCUAUCUCCCAUUGUUCCAUUCCCCUCUCCCUCCUCCUUCUUUAGGCCUUCUGGCUCCCAAGAGCUCCCAAAGAGGCUAAAUAGUUUGGGAAAACCAGGACAUCUUCCUAGUUGCUGAUUUUUAUUUAUUUAUUUUUGGUCCUGUGAUACAUCCCUGGACACGUUCACCCCGUCAUUCCUGCUUCCCAUCAGACAAUUGACAACAAGACAUUUCCUUUAGACUACAGGCCUAGAAGCUGAACUUUCAGCCCAAGAAAAAGCCUUUCCUAAGGUAAAUGAAUGUACAGGGAGCCCAAAGCACAGGCGUUAAUUUUAUUUGUAAUUCUUUGGUAGUCCCCUACUCUGUUCCCUUUUCAUUUUUAAGUUUGCGUUCUUGGAAAUACCACAGUAGGCAGGGAAUCUCUAAAUAGGAGUGCUUUAGAUGAGGCACCCUGGUUGUGGUAUUCAGCACCCCUCCACUGGUAAUUAAAGCGCUAUUCAGACUCUUCAUUAUUUCCAGGUCUCCUAUUGUGGGGCUCUGUUUCAUAGCAUUAGACAAGCUUCAGUUUAAGGCGCAGUCAGUGAAUGAUGUUCACUGAAACAUUGUGGAACUUCUGAAUAUAUAUUCUGGAACAUUUUCCAGUCUAAGUAUAGAUCUGUCUCACCAUAGUAUCUGAGAUGCCUUCUUUCACUUCUCUCUGACCAAUGGAAAUCAAACUUCCACCCUUUUAGCCAAGUGCCUGGAGUUUUUUCCAUGGUUGGUUCAAGAUCUUGACAAUGCUGCGAAGGAAGGACCUCUACUCUAGGAGUGAUUCAGGGAGAGCCCAAGGAGUACCUGGUUUGGAGUCACUCAAUUUAAUGGGAUUUUUUUAUUAUUAUUGGCUGUAGGAAAAUAUAGCUACUACACUCAGGUAUAUACCUGUGCUAGAACCUCCGUUUAGUUCUAUGUGUGCUAUGUACUCUGCACUUUUGAACCUCUCCACUCUGUGCCCUUGUUUUGAUGGACAAAUAGUUGCCUUUUAAUGGCCAUCACUAAAGCUUGGGGGAGGAGGGGUUUCCCAUCAUCAUCAUCAAAUCACCUCUUCUGACUCUAGUGAUAUUUUUCUUAAGAUUAUUUUGAGAAGUUCCAAGAUUUCCUCUGCUAGUUCUCUUAAAACUCUUGGGUUCAUCUUUCAAGCCCUGACUGAAGUUGAAAAGUAUCAGGCAAAAAUUAAAAUCUAUUUAACUAUCCAUCUGUUGCAUUUAAUCGUUUUCCUCACAAGACUCUCAGAUCUCCUUAAUGUUGUUGAUUUUUAAUUAAAAAAACCUGAGCAGAAUAGCUAUUUUUGGAGAUCUUGCCUUUCCAGUUUUUUCUGGUGGUUGUGACCUCUGCAUUCACAAGAAGAGCUAGAUGAAACCUUGAGCUUUCACUGAAGUAAGAUUUGGUGUUGGAGAAUCUAAUGAAAAUCAGGGACCCAGCUUGAUAGAAAUUCUCACCAUUUCUAGAUGUCUUUUUAUCCAUGCUUUUUGAUUAGGGUGACCAGAUGUCCCGAUUUUAUAGGGACAGUCCUGAUUUUUGGGACUUUUUCUUAUAUAGGUUCCUACUACCCCCCACCCCUGGUCCCGAUUUUUCACAUUUGCUGUCUGGUCACCCUAUUUUUGAUUGAAAAAGAUUUAAAAAAACAACAACAACUGUUCCCAUGAAAAUAAGUAUAGCUUGGGCUUUUUGUGCUCUGUUUUGUGCAGUAGUUUAUAAACUGCAAUUUACAGAAUUAUUUCAGAUUUUCACUUCAUAUCAGGUUAGAUUUUUGAACUGUCCAAAUCUUUGAAAAGUUAGAGGUAUCCAAACUUGGAACAUAGAUUUCAAGCCAACUUUUCUGUAAAAAAGAUAGAUACCAUCACUGUAAUAACCUAGUUCAUGUGGGCCAAAAUGAAAUGAGGAAAAACUAGAGGUUUUACAAACAGUUCUUACUGGCUGUCCAGCUCAAGCUCUCUCUCUGAUAUGUCAAACAAAAGCUCCCAACCCAUUUUUGAAAGCAAAAUUUAAAUGGUUCUGCAACCAACCCAAAGCAAUCUAAAGACACACUGAAAAUAUUUUUUUUAUGCUUCAUUUUAAGGAUCUACAAAAUCUAAUGGCUUUUAUUAUUGAAUGCUUUCUAGCUUUUUCCUAGUUUAUUUACAAUGAAAACGGUCUCAAAACAUGCUUUUAGGGCCAAAAAUGUUUUUAAAGUACACCCUGAUUUUGCAUGUUGCUCUGAUCAGACCUCUACAUCUGCCUGUGUAGAAAACUUGCAGGAUCAGGUCUUAAAUAUAAAUAAAAUAGUUUAGUCCCACUGCCUAUAGUUAGAAAGUAAUAGUAUAUGUAGGUGCCCAGUAGGUGGAGCUAAAUAUCCAGCAAUAUCAAACUGCUUACCAUUUAGCCAAAAUAAAGGCCCAAUCCUGCAAGCUGCUGAUCACCUUUCAACUCACAAUAGCAAGACCACUGUAGAAGAGAGAGAUGUGGCCAUCACAGAUUCUCUGUCCCUUUUGAAUAUGGCUGAUUAAAAUAUAAACUGUUUAAUGGGAUUUUUAGUGAACACUGUGUAAUGAUGUUCCCUUUUUAGCGAUGAAAAUUCUAAACUUAUAAUGUAGAAAUUGUAAUUGUCAUCUUAGGUCCCAACCCUGGGAGCUCUGUGACUUCACAUGAUGUGAAACCAUUCUCCCCUGAGUAGUCCCAUUGAACAGGAUGAAAGCCUAAAGUAAUGGACUUCUACUCAUAAGUAGAACCAAGGUGCAGGAAACUCAGUGGGAGUUAGGUCAGGGAACAGAAUUCACAUCUUCAAUCUGUGGAUGAGCCAGAGGGCUGCAACAUAGUCCCUUGGCUACAUCUACUCAGACUAGGGUUUUUGCACAACUGUGCUAUUUCUGCAGAGUCUCUUACAUACGGCGCCAAAGUGGUGCAGGACAGAACAUCUUGUGUAGGUCCUCAACACUUGGGUGAAAUUCAUCUGUAGUGUGAGGUUCUUCUUGUGGGGGUUAGUGGGUACAUGAAGGUUACAUGGUACAUGUGAAAAGAAAGGUAUACAAAGAUUUGCAUGCAUUAUAUGCUGAUAUAUAGUAGUAAUGCUUCUACUUUUAAAAAAGUCUUUGUAUUGCAAAAUUUCAGACUACUGUUAUUCUAAACCCCAGAUUUGAAGACUAUUUCAGAGCACAUAUAACCCAAAAACUAAGCUACAUAUUAAAAAAAGGGGAAAUUAUAUGUUAAAAGAGAAAAACUUAAAGCUAGUUUUAUGUUGUUUGUGGUGCAGUAACGUUAGCAAUCUAGCCCUGAGCAUGAACUUCAGUAUGGUUUCUAAUAGUUAUGUUGCCUCUGACACAUUGUAUUGUGCAUACAUACUGUAUAUACAAAAGUUAUGAAAAUCUAUAUGCCACAUAGAGACGUUUUGUGCAAAAAUAUUAUAGGUUAGCUAUUCCAAUUCUGGAAUUAUCACAACUGUUUACAAAAACAUGAGUCUGGAUGUUGGAUUUUUAAUCUGCCUUUUAGAAUAUUUCAGCUGUCUAAAAUGAUCUUUCUAGCAUGGUUAAUUCACUUGUAAAUGAAUGUAUAGAAAAUUGAUAAUGAGAAAAAAUACAUUUAUUUUGCAAAUUAAGAUAUCCUGACCUACAUGAACAAUUUUUAGAUUAUUAGAAAUGUCUGAUAUUAAUUCAUGCCUUUUUAAAUAAUGACUUAAAUAUUGCAAGAUUAGAAGCAAUAUGGAAUGUAAAUAUAUUAAAAAGUUAGGCUCUGGUUCAGCCAAAAGCAUUUCAUAACGGGAGUGAACAAUGGAAGCAACUUCAAAAAAAUGCAGCAUUUAAUCUCUAGAUACCAUUGUGAAUUUUGCAUCAGUAUCCAACAUUGAAGUCAAUGGAAGUUUUUCAAUUGGUGCUGGCUUGUGCCUGUGAUGUGGUAUUUAAGCAAUUUAUUUAUUUUAUUUAAGGUAUUGACACCAAUGGGGCUAUUCACAGAGAAAAGUACUACUCAGCAUGAGUAAAAGUGCAGCAAUCUAGCCCUGAGACUGAACUUUUUCUCGAUUUGUUAGGCACAUUUGAUGAAACAGCUUAUGUUAUUCUUAUGUAGGGCUUGAUCCCGCAGGGUGCGAAGCACUUUGGCCUGAUCCAGCAAAGCACUUGCUUAACUUUAAUAUUUCCCCACUGACUUCAAUGUGUUUAAGUGUUUAGCUGUACAGGCCAGAGUGUUCAAUACCGUGUAGGAUUGAGCCCAUACUAAGCUAAGAUGUCAUAAUAUUCCUGAAAAACAAAAUGAAUAAAUUGUAUCAGGAAUUAUUUGGCAGUUAGGUGACAAAUAGUGUAUAACAAGUCCAUUAUGGACAAUGGCUUUGUGUGCCUAUCUAUUUAUGUGCUCUAAGAUUUUACAUAUCCUUCACGGUAUUAGAUCUUCUCCAUUACCUACAUGUAAUUUAUUUCUCAUGCAAGGAUGCAUUUGAAAAAAGUUGUUCCUAAUCCCUGUAUGAUAUUGCAAAAAUGAACAGCCAGUGAAUGGCUGCCUUUAAACUAAAUGCUUUAUGAAAAUAUUCUUCAGCCAAGUACCUUUAUUAAAAAAACAAAACAAAAACAAAAAAAAACCUGAGAACCCAAGUCAAUUUGCACCUACUGUAUGUAUAGUUUCAGGACAAGACCAUAUAUAAAAGGAAUAAAAUGUUUUGUUGCGAAAUA